Racocetra fulgida is the source of this 425-nucleotide messenger RNA. NCBI's taxonomy places the organism in Eukaryota, Fungi, Glomeromycota, Glomeromycetes, Diversisporales, Gigasporaceae. The record is from the annotation of a GenBank genome assembly.
CUUGUACUGCUCUGUGUAAAUCUUGGGAAUUUAAUACGAAUACGAUUUCCUAUUUCACACUGGAACGUAGGGCUUAUAAUCUUUUAACUGCACGUUAUGUCACUUCAGAAGUAGCAUGUUCGUACGAUGCAGGAAAUUCAAGACACAUUGGUGUUCAAAAAGCAAUAGAAUCUAAAGCAAUUUUGUCUGUGUGUGGUGAAUUAUACAAAGGAAAUAAUAUGGUUCAAAUUUUGACCUCAGAAAUUGAAUGGAACCAUACUUACUCGACAAGUAAAGUAAUAGUUAAUAAAAAUAGCAACCAUUUGGAAGAACAAAAUCCUACCAAUGAAAAUGAAAAUAAAACCCAAAAUGCGAAUGAUGAUAACACUAAUUCCAAAUCUAAUAUAUUAAAAUCAGCUAUAAAAAAAACUAUGAAAAAAAAAUAA